CAGAUGGUGUGUGUUAUGUGCGUGUGCCUGCCUCCUGAGUGUGUGAGACGAGCUCGGAUCAUGAGCCAGGGUUGUUCCAAGUGGUUUUAAUCAGCAGCCCAUUAGAGGAGAACGGAAAACUUCAAACAGGGUAAGAACCGAGUUGUUCCAGUAACUCCAUGGGAAGGUGUUCCCCAAACCUCUGCUCCUCUGGAACUUGUGACUUCUUGCCUGGCACCAGGAAAACACUCAGCAGCAGGAAUGGGAAAAUUCAUGCUAGUUUUGGGUAAAGUGUGCCUCUGACGUUUUUUACCCUGGCAAGACGUGGCUGCUUGGACUGCAACUGCAAUGUGGCAAAGGGCAGAGUGAGGUGGGCAGAGAGGCCAUGGUGUGUGGGCAAGUCCCCAGAUGCCGCAGGCUUUGUCGCCCCCGUCCCUUCCUGCUGGCCUUAGUGGUGGCCCUCUGUCUGUUCUGCCAGACCCUGACUCCUCUCAUGACCAGCAGCAUCCUUUCGGCAGUUGUUAAUGGGAUUGCACCCAACAAACUGGCUAAAACACAGCGAGGAAGAUACAAGGAGGUCUCCCCAAGCACCAUUCACUGCUUCCUCCCUGGCAGCAAUUCAGAGACAGUGAAAAAGAUCGAUGCCUCCAUUCUCCAGUACUUUGGAAGCCACACGAGAAGAGCAGUUCUGUAUGCACCUCCUGCUCACCAUGAAGCUGACCGUCAGCUCUGUCAGCGCAUCCUGGCAAAACAUGGAUAUACCGUCACAGUCCUUGGAAACAGGGGACUCGUGGAAGAGCUGAGGCAUGAGGGCCCUUACCACAGUGGUAUGAACCCAUGGGAUCUUUUCAUCUGCUUAUCUUCCAGAAAAAAUGGUGGCACUGGCUGCUUUCAAACAGAAGAUUUGCAUAAUCUAGAGCUUUUCCAGAAGGUAAACCUACUUCCAGAAAUCCAGCAUUUUCUUUGCAGAAAAGAGGGAUUAUGCCAGAUAGCAGAAGCCUUUUCAGACCUGCAGCUCCCACUUGUGACCCCAGACUGUUCUGGCCAGCCUGGACUGCCAAGGGCCAGCACCACACGAAAUGUGUCCCAGGGCAGCGCAGUCACUGAGCAGGCACGUGCCUCCCAUCUGCAGCACUGGUGGAAGCAGAGCAUGAGCACAAAGCUGAAUCAAGUAUCAACAUCAGACCACAAGGGUGUCCUUAAAGCUCAGGACUUUUCUGUAAUCAUCAAAGCAUAUGUGCUUGUGACAUCCUUAACACCUCUGCGGGCAUUCAUCCAUUCAACCACCACUGUCUGGCAUCCACCCAAGAGGAAGCAUUUUACCAUAAAGCUGCAAAAGUUUUUUGAGAUAUUCUUCAGAAACAGUUCUCCCCAACAAGCCUUCAACAACAUGAAGGAGGCUAUAAACAAACUUCUACUUGUAACUGAGGUCUUCAGCAAAUCAUCUGCCUCAGGACCAAAUUCUUUCAAUCAAUGCAGCCAAUGUUUUCAGAUGCUUACCUUUGACAUUGGAUUCGACAUGUCCAUACACCCAGUAGUUCUAAAGGUGCAUGAAAACUUUGACUUCCAAGUUGACAAUGAAUCGACUACUCAGGACCAAAUUUCCAAAGAACUUCUUUUUGAAGAUACAUUUAAAUUUCUCUUAUCUAAUGAAUCCUCAACAUCCAGUUUCAUAGAAGCUUUGCAAAAAAUAUAUGAAUCAUCUGUGAGCAAGGAUGGAACAGACAACAGAGAAGCUGAGCAAUGUUUCUCUUUGGAAGAGAUAAAUUCAAUGACUACUUUCAUAAAGGAGCUGAAGAGUCUUGGACAAUUUGAGCUGCUUUUCCCUUCUUCUGCACCCAAGAUCCAAAUGCUGCUGCGCGACCUCUAUCGAGUGCUAGACCCAAUGAGGCGGCUUAGUUCAGUCCUGACUGUGCACUGGUUGCUGUCCAGUGUCCUUCAACAGUUCCAGUUCAUGAAUAAAGAGGCACAUACAAAUCUUUCAGAGUGGCAACUUUCUCAAGAAAAUAUGAGUCCCAAGCAGAAUGUUCCUUCUGACUUCAAGAAGAGUCAUGAAGCAUUGCAUUAUUCCAGUAAGACUGGAGAAAGACAAUGCAGUUAUGAUAAAGAUACCCUAUCUCGUAUCAGACAGAUCUUCACCAGUCCACAGUUGGACCUGAAUCCUCAGUUUAACCCAAAGAUCAGAGAAUACUAUGCAGAAGUGCCCUUUGACAUGGUGACAGUGAAGAUAGGAGCAGAACCCUCUAACUGUCAAUGCCAUGUGCACCUCGACAACAAGAAAGGGCCAAGCAUUGCUAACUACCCCCUUGGCCUUGGGCUGAACAAAGUCAUCAUUCUUAUUACGGAUGAUUCGCAGCCCAGCCCUGAGAUUGUGAGCAGCUACAGAAUCACAAUUUAUCGCGAGGACCGCCCCAGCCUCCCUUUGUUUGAUGACUACAUGAUGUGUGGCUUUGUGCAGGACUGUGGUUCCAAAAUUCGCCCAGAGGAGUCCUGUGGCUUGCAGCCUCUCUCUCAUGAAUACCUCUCAGCAAUUUCACAGACAGUGUUUAAGACCUGUGAAGCUGGAGACACAAAAGGGCAGUGGAUUGUCCCCUGCCUGAGCUGCUCUGACAACAGGACCUGUGACUGGAGAGCAAUAACGUGGCAGCCCCACGGCUGCCGACACUCUGUGCUGGCCAAGCCCGAGCUCCAGCGCUGCGUGGAGGGCAGAAGGAUUCUUUUUAUAGGUGACUCAACUAACAGAGGGAUGAUGUAUUAUCUAAUUGAAAGAGUGAAUAAGACUCUUCAGGAAUGGCAGAAGACUCAUGAUGUUAAAUGUUAUCACAAUAUCAAUGAGGGGAAAACAUUUAUCAGUUACUCCUACUACCCCCAGUUCUGGAUGAAUGCAAACCAGAGACCGACUUUUGAAAAAGCACUGGAACAGCUGCUGCAGAGAUCACGUCCCCUGGAGAACACAGACCAGACUGUAUUAAUUGUAGGUGGUGUUCAGUGGCUUAAUUCCAAUCACCUGCAAAUUAUCCAAAAGGUGUUGAGCAGGGAAAAUCUAUCAAAUAUCCUGGUAAUUGUCAAAUCCAUAGGGAUGGGCUUUCACCUUCCAGUGGAUGGAAUCCAUUCUCUGUCACAGGCAGAAGUGCAAAACUUGUGGAAUGAAAACUUGAUUAUUCUGGAUACAGCAAAAAAUUUGGGCUAUGAAGUGGUUGACACCUUUGUCAUCACCAUGGGACGCUACAAAGAAUUCCUGCAGGGGAAGUGUGGCUGCCAUUUCCAUGAGGUGGUGAAAUCCAAUCCCUCUGAAGAAAGGCCACACAUAACAAUGACGUUAUCGGGGCACUAUACGCUGGGGAAAUAUUUCGGCAGUCAAAGCACAGCAUCACAACUGCAGGAGUAUGCAACAAAUUCUCAGUCCCCCUAUCAUGUCCGAGGUCCAAUAAAUCAAGUUUAUUCUGAAAUCCUUCUCAGCAGGCUCUGUGCACGUAAGAGGGAGUUUGUCAGCACAUAGCCUCUCUUGGAUGUAGCACCGAGACUAGAGAAGUGCCACUGCCUGAGGGACAAUUGAAGGAGCACAGUGGAUUAAGAUAUGCUUCCUCAACUGACUGCAUACACACAAAGAGAGUUUGGGACAUGUGGUAUUUUCCCAAAAACCUUGUGAAAUUAAGAUAUGCCCUGGUGACUCUUUUGUGUGAAAGUGGAAAAUGGAGGGUUGCAAAGGAGAGAAGAGGGGAAGUUACUUGAACUGUUGCCAAAGACUAGAACAGCUGUACUUCAAGCAAGUGUGUAUUAUUGAUAGCAAAAAGAGACCUAUAUAUUCACUUGAACAUUUGGAAAGGGCUGCUUUAGGUCUUCAGCACUAUCUACUUUUCUAUUUAUGGAAACACUGUAAUAUUUGAAUGUAUUUAGAAACUGACUACAUUCCGUUUGAAAGAGUUUUAUUUUAUGUGGAGAGUUUUCACUUCCAUAUUAUACAUUUUCUGUUUAGAAACUUGGUUUAUAGAAUCUGAAAAUGUCUAUUAGCAUUUUACUGGUGAUGCUGAGUUUUGAACUCUAGUGUUUUUAGUAAAAACACAUCUCUUUGUAUUUUAGAUGAACAGAUAUCUACUCUAUUUUUUUGCAUGUUCUGAAGCUAAUAGGGAGAUAGAUUAGCUAUACUUGAGACUGAUUGAAACUGUCUCAAUGUAACAUGUAAAUAUAGUGAAUUUGUUAACAUUAAUUUAUUUAUGGUCCCAGUUUAGGAGAGUGUCCAUAUGCAGGAAGAAUGCUUAGAUAAGUGCUUCAAUGUCUACCUUGGCCUGAAAGCCAAUCAAGUAUUCUUCCUGCAGAGAAGUGCCAUUUCUUUAAUGAUAUUUUUAUAAAAUGCUUGCCAGUGUGUGCAGCCAGUACUGCAAACAUAACAAAAACCCCCCUUUCAAGCACACAUAAGAUUUUCAAGAUCUGGUAAUUUAUCAAUCACAGGAAGCAUGUGAUGUGAUGGCAGCAGAAUAUACUGCCAGCAUCGCUUGCUUGGCACAGCCAGCCAGUUUCAUUUCAGUCCUUCUCUGAACUGCAGCUUCAUGCUGUAGCCCAGCUACAUCCCCAGUGUUUGCAGAAUUUCUGUGGGUGACACCCCGGGGAGAAGCUGUGUGUUGGUCCCCUCCAUAGUGCUGGCAGCCCUCUCCUUCACAGCUGUGGUACCCAACGGGAAACCGUGCACAGCCCAGGAUUAGCAGCUGGGUGACAGGUUAGUGGCAACCCACAGGACUGCUGUCCCUAAAAAUUAUCCACUUAUGGAUUUUUAUUCAUCCAGUCACACAGCAGGCAAUCAAGGCACCGCUCUGCCACUAUGGUGUUUUAACGAGGUAGGUGCAAGUCUAACAAAUGAUCUGCUGAGUUCUGUGUCAUGCUUCUCUGCCACAAUUUUACAUAAAAUCCUCCCCUAGCAUCUUCUUUGGGAAAGGAAGCCACAAAAAAUGUCAGGGAAUAAACAAAGGACAGGGCUGCCCUGUGUAGAAUUAGGGCUAGCAAGUCAUGACACAACAUUUAGUAUUUGCCUAAGAUCCUGUAUCUAUCCACAGUUUGUGUGCCCAGCUGUAGUUUUGUGAAUUUGUGCUUCUUCAGGUAAGAUAUGUAGUUAUAAUAGGAAAUUGUCAUCCAAUAUGGAGUUUGGCAUCCUAGGUGAUAGAGAAUAUCCUCCAAAAUGGGAUCUUGCAUACCUAAUUUAAGAUACCUUUCACUAUAUUGAAAAAGCUCCGAACUUACAUAAUGACAAAAUUAGUGAAAAUGGUGUGAUUAUAUCUGUUUCUGUAUAAUAUGCUGCUGAUUGCUUACAGUAAAUAUCUCCAAAUUUCAACGUAAGGUUUUCCCUGGCAUGGAAAUCUACGUAAAAGAUGGGUCAGGAGCUGUGCAUAAAUACUGAAUAUAUCAAUAUUUGGUUUUCAGCAAUAUGAUUAUCUAAAGAAAAUAAUUGUAUGCAAAAGAUGUAAUAUAUUCUCUUGGGUGUGGAAAUCCAGAGCUUUACAACCUAAAAGCUGAAGGAUAGAAUAUCAUCAUUAAUGUUAGUAGAUGCAAAAUGCAGCCAGAUGUCUUUGGUAUUAAGAUGAUCGAUGAUAGGUAUAUUACAGUUCUGCUUCUGAUAAGAUUUUUUUGUAGCUCAUUUAAAUCCACAUGCUGUUACUGUUAUUGUUCUGUACACAAAUGUUUUUAAGCCAUUAACUAGGCUUUUAUGGGUUUUUUUUUAGCUAAAAUCUAUUGCUGAAGCAUCAGCUUAGUGAUGAAAAGAAAAGAGCUGACUUUGUUAUACUCUAGUGGAUAUCAGUGAAUGUGCAAUUCAUCAGUUCUGGUUUCACCACAAAAUGGUUUACAUGUGCUGUACACCCAGAUGUCUUAAUGUUUUCCAAAUCUUGAUAUUUUUCAAAUGUAUUAAGUGUAUAUUUACCUGUGUGUUUUGUAUUUUUUACAUGUCUAUGUACAUUAAUAUGUCUGUACAAAGUCAUUGGUACAAUUUGCAAAUUGAUCUUUAUUUAAAUGAGUUGUUUGAAUAAGCUGUUUCCAACACUGUGUAUGAUCCACAUAGUCUUAGGAAUAAACAAAGGAUAGUAAGCUACAUUUUUGUUAUUUAACUUUAAAAUAUAUCUAGUAUCUCUAUCUAUGUGAAAGGUGGGAGUUGAGAUUCACAUGCAAGGAUUGCUUGCUCAUAUGCAUUAAAAUUUAUAGAUUAAGACAAUAAAAGGAUUACUGUGUUUGAAUUCCAGUGAGAGCACAUGUUGCUGUCUACAGUUUACUAUACAAUUAUUAUAUCUGCUGUGACAUUUUGCCUGAAUAAACAUGAAAUUGUUCUUAUA
Zonotrichia albicollis (white-throated sparrow) is the source of this 6293-nucleotide messenger RNA. It is a transcript of the gene CPED1, whose product is annotated as cadherin like and PC-esterase domain containing 1. Lineage: Eukaryota; Metazoa; Chordata; Aves; Passeriformes; Passerellidae. The record is from RefSeq and is a predicted model, not a curated record.